Nannospalax galili (Upper Galilee mountains blind mole rat) is the source of this 9271-nucleotide messenger RNA. It is a transcript of the gene Cacna1i, whose product is annotated as calcium voltage-gated channel subunit alpha1 I. Gene Ontology annotation, molecular function: low voltage-gated calcium channel activity; voltage-gated sodium channel activity. Gene Ontology annotation, cellular component: voltage-gated sodium channel complex; voltage-gated calcium channel complex; neuron projection. The record is from RefSeq and is a predicted model, not a curated record. Bases 14 to 6340 code for a protein of 2108 amino acids. Gene Ontology annotation, biological process: sodium ion transmembrane transport; neuronal action potential; calcium ion import. The transcript has 35 exons. NCBI's taxonomy places the organism in Eukaryota, Metazoa, Chordata, Mammalia, Rodentia, Spalacidae.
CGAGUGUGUGAGCAUGCUGGUCAUCCUGCUGAACUGUGUGACCCUGGGCAUGUACCAGCCUUGUGAUGACAUGGACUGCCUGUCGGACCGCUGCAAGAUCCUGCAGGUCUUUGAUGACUUUAUCUUCAUAUUCUUUGCCAUGGAGAUGGUGCUUAAGAUGGUGGCUCUGGGCAUUUUUGGCAAGAAGUGCUACCUUGGGGACACAUGGAACCGCCUGGAUUUCUUCAUUGUCAUGGCAGGGAUGGUUGAGUACUCCCUGGACCUUCAAAACAUCAACCUGUCGGCCAUCCGCACUGUGCGUGUCCUGAGGCCCCUCAAAGCCAUCAACCGUGUGCCCAGUAUGCGGAUUCUGGUGAACCUGCUCCUUGACACGCUGCCCAUGCUGGGGAACGUGCUGCUGCUCUGUUUCUUUGUCUUCUUCAUUUUUGGCAUCAUUGGUGUACAGCUCUGGGCUGGCCUGCUGAGGAACCGCUGCUUCCUGGAGGAGAACUUUACCAUACAAGGGGAUGUGGCCCUGCCCCCCUACUACCAGCCGGAGGAGGAUGAUGAGAUGCCCUUCAUCUGCUCUCUGUCGGGGGACAAUGGCAUCAUGGGCUGCCACGAGAUCCCUCCACUGAAGGAGCAGGGUCGAGAGUGCUGCCUGUCCAAGGACGAUGUCUAUGACUUUGGGGCAGGGCGGCAAGACCUCAAUGCCAGUGGCCUCUGUGUCAACUGGAACCGCUAUUACAAUGUGUGCCGCACGGGCAGUGCCAACCCGCACAAGGGCGCCAUCAACUUUGACAACAUUGGUUAUGCCUGGAUAGUUAUCUUCCAGGUGAUCACUCUCGAAGGCUGGGUGGAGAUCAUGUACUACGUGAUGGAUGCACACUCUUUCUACAACUUCAUCUACUUCAUCCUGCUCAUCAUAGUGGGCUCCUUCUUCAUGAUCAACCUGUGCCUCGUUGUCAUAGCGACCCAGUUCUCAGAGACCAAGCAGCGGGAGCACCGGCUGAUGCUAGAGCAGCGCCAACGCUACCUGUCUUCCAGCACAGUGGCCAGUUACGCUGAGCCGGGUGACUGCUAUGAAGAGAUCUUCCAAUACGUCUGCCACAUCCUACGAAAGGCCAAGCGCCGUGCCCUAGGUCUUUACCAGGCUCUGCAGAGCCGGCGCCAGGCCACAGGCCCAGGGGCACAAGCCCCUGCUAAGCCUGGGCCCCACACCAAGGAGCCCAGCCACUGCAAGUUGUGCCCACGACACAGUCCCCUGGACCCCACACCCCACACACGGGUACAGCCUAUCUCUGCUAUGUUGGCUUCUGACCCUGCCAGCUGCCCACAGUGCCAGCACAAGGCAGGCAGACGACCCUCGGGCCUGGGCAGCACCGACUCUGGCCAGGAGGGCUCAGGCUCUGGUGGCUCGGGAGAGGCUGAGGCCGAUGGGGAUGGACCCCGAAGCAGUGAGGAUGGGGCUUCCUCAGGCCUGGGGAAGGAGGAUGAGGAGGAGCAGGCCGAUGGGACAGCCCGCCUGUGUGGGGAUGUAUGGAGAGAGACACGAGCCAAGCUACGGGGCAUUGUGGACAGCAAGUAUUUCAACAGGGGAAUCAUGAUGGCCAUCCUGGUCAACACUGUCAGCAUGGGUAUCGAACACCAUGAACAGCCCGAGGAGCUGACCAACAUCCUGGAGAUCUGUAACGUGGUCUUCACCAGCAUGUUUGCCCUGGAGAUGAUCCUGAAGCUGGCUGCCUUCGGGCUCUUCGACUACCUGCGAAAUCCCUAUAACAUCUUCGACAGCAUCAUCGUCAUCAUCAGCAUCUGGGAGAUUGUGGGGCAGGCGGAUGGCGGCCUGUCGGUGCUGCGCACCUUUCGGUUGUUGAGGGUGCUGAAGCUGGUGCGCUUCAUGCCGGCGCUACGGCGCCAGCUCGUGGUGCUCAUGAAGACCAUGGACAACGUGGCCACCUUCUGCAUGCUGCUCAUGCUCUUCAUCUUCAUCUUCAGCAUCCUCGGGAUGCAUAUCUUCGGCUGCAAAUUCAGCCUCCGGACGGACACUGGAGACACAGUCCCAGACAGGAAGAACUUCGACUCCUUGCUAUGGGCCAUUGUUACUGUGUUCCAGAUUCUCACUCAGGAAGACUGGAAUGUUGUCCUCUACAAUGGCAUGGCCUCCACUUCCCCCUGGGCCUCCCUCUACUUUGUUGCUCUCAUGACCUUUGGCAACUAUGUUCUCUUCAACUUGCUGGUAGCCAUUUUGGUGGAGGGCUUCCAGGCAGAGGGUGAUGCUAAUCGCUCCUACUCCGACGAAGACCAGAGUUCAUCCAACAUGGAGGAAUUUGACAAGCUCCCGGAGGGUCUGGACAGCAGUGGAGAUCCCAAGCUCUGCCCAAUCCCCAUGACCCCCAAUGGACACUUGGACCCCAGCCUCCCACUGGGUGGACAUCUGGGUCCUGCUAGUGCCGUGGGCACUGCCCCCCGCCUCUCACUGCAGCCAGAUCAGGUGCUGGUGGCCCUGGACUCUCGCAAGAGCAGUGUCAUGUCACUGGGCAGGAUGAGUUAUGAUCAGCGUUCCCUGUCCAGCUCCAGGAGCUCCUACUAUGGGCCGUGGGGCCGCAGUGGGGCCUGGGCCAGCCGCCGCUCCAGCUGGAACAGCCUGAAGCACAAGCCUCCCUCUGCAGAGCACGAGUCCCUGCUCUCCGGGGAGCGCGGUGGCAGCGGCGGCAGGGCCUGCGAGGGCACCUGGGACGAGGGCCCGCCACGUGCCGCGCCCCUGCACGCCCCGCACGCCCACCACGCGCACCAUGGACCCCAUAUGGCGCAUCGUCACCGCCACCACCGCCGGACUCUGUCCCUGGACACCAGGGACUCGGUGGACCUUGCGGAGUUGGUGCCAGUGAUGGGCGCCCACUCUCGGGCCAGCUGGAAGGCGGCGGGUCCGGCUCCUGGCCACGAGGACUGCAAUGGCAGGAUGCCCAACAUCGCCAAGGACGUCUUCACCAAGAUGGAUGACCGCCGGGACCGCGGGGAGGACGAAGAGGAGAUCGAUUACACUCUGUGUUUCCGAGUCCGCAAGAUGAUCGAUGUCUACAAACCUGACUGGUGUGAGGUCCGUGAGGACUGGUCGGUCUACCUCUUCUCGCCUGAGAACAAGUUCCGGAUCCUGUGUCAGACCAUCAUUGCUCACAAGCUUUUUGACUACGUGGUCCUGGCCUUCAUCUUCCUCAACUGUAUCACCAUCGCCCUGGAGCGGCCGCAGAUUGAAGCCGGCAGCACUGAACGCAUCUUCCUCACGGUGUCCAACUACAUCUUCACAGCCAUCUUCGUGGGCGAGAUGACACUUAAGGUGGUCUCUCUGGGCCUGUACUUUGGCGAGCAGGCAUACUUGCGCAGCAGCUGGAAUGUACUGGAUGGCUUCCUAGUCUUUGUGUCCAUCAUCGACAUUGUGGUAUCUGUGGCCUCCGCUGGGGGAGCCAAGAUUCUGGGGGUCCUCCGGGUCCUGCGGCUUUUGCGCACCUUACGCCCUCUGAGGGUCAUCAGCCGGGCCCCUGGCUUAAAGCUGGUGGUGGAAACCCUCAUCUCUUCCCUCAAGCCCAUCGGCAACAUUGUACUCAUCUGUUGUGCCUUCUUCAUCAUCUUCGGCAUCCUGGGGGUGCAGCUCUUUAAAGGGAAAUUCUACCAUUGCCUGGGUGUGGACACUCGCAACAUUACCAACCGAUCUGACUGUGUGGCUGCCAACUACCGCUGGGUCCAUCACAAAUACAACUUCGACAACCUGGGUCAGGCUCUGAUGUCCCUCUUUGUCCUGGCCUCCAAGGAUGGCUGGGUGAAUAUCAUGUACAACGGAUUGGAUGCUGUUGCUGUGGACCAGCAGCCUGUGACCAACCACAACCCCUGGAUGCUGCUGUACUUCAUCUCCUUCCUGCUCAUCGUCAGCUUCUUCGUGCUCAACAUGUUCGUGGGUGUGGUCGUGGAGAACUUCCACAAGUGCCGGCAGCAUCAAGAAGCUGAGGAGGCUCGGAGGCGGGAGGAGAAGAGGCUGCGGCGCCUGGAGAAGAAGCGCCGUAAGGCCCAGCGGCUGCCCUACUAUGCUACCUACUGUCCCACAAGGUUGCUCAUCCACUCCAUGUGCACCAGCCACUACCUGGACAUCUUCAUCACCUUCAUCAUAUGCCUCAAUGUGGUCACCAUGUCUCUGGAGCACUAUAACCAGCCCACGUCCCUGGAAACAGCCCUCAAGUACUGUAACUACAUGUUCACCACGGUCUUUGUGUUGGAGGCUGUGCUGAAGCUGGUGGCAUUUGGCCUGAGGCGUUUCUUCAAGGACCGGUGGAACCAGCUGGACCUGGCCAUUGUGUUGCUCUCGGUCAUGGGCAUCACCCUGGAGGAGAUUGAAAUCAACGCUGCCCUGCCCAUCAAUCCCACCAUCAUCCGCAUCAUGCGUGUCCUGCGCAUCGCUCGGGUGCUGAAGCUGUUGAAGAUGGCCACAGGAAUGCGGGCCUUGCUGGACACGGUGGUGCAGGCUCUGCCGCAGGUGGGCAACCUGGGCCUCCUCUUCAUGUUGCUCUUCUUCAUUUACGCUGCCCUGGGGGUGGAGCUGUUCGGGAAGCUGAUCUGCAAUGAUGAUAACCCGUGCGAGGGCAUGAGCCGGCAUGCCACCUUUGAGAACUUCGGUAUGGCCUUCCUCACACUCUUCCAGGUCUCCACGGGUGACAACUGGAACGGGAUCAUGAAGGACACUCUGCGGGACUGCACCCAUGAUGAACGCAGCUGCCUCAGCAGCCUGCAGUUUGUGUCCCCGCUGUACUUCGUGAGCUUUGUGCUCACGGCUCAGUUUGUGCUCAUCAACGUGGUGGUGGCUGUGCUUAUGAAACACCUGGACGACAGCAACAAGGAGGCUCAGGAGGAUGCGGAGAUGGACGCCGAGAUUGAGCUGGAGAUGGCCCAUGGCCUGGGUCCUGGCCCCGGCUCUGGCCCCACCCCACGGCUGCCCACCAGCUCUCCAGGGGCCCCAGGCCGUGGGACAGGAGGGGCAGGUGUUGGGGGUGACACCGAGGGCCACUUGUGCCGGCACUGCUACUCUCCAGCCCAGGAGACCCUGUGGCUGGACAGCGUCUCUUUAAUCAUCAAGGAUUCCUUGGAGGGGGAGCUGACCAUCAUUGACAACCUGUCUGGCUCCAUCUUCCACCACUAUUCCUCACCUGCUGGCUGCGACAAAUGUCACCAUGACAAGCAAGAGGUACAGCUGGCUGAGACCGAGGCCUUCUCCUUGAACUCAGACAGGUCCUCGUCCAUCCUUCUGGGGGAUGACUUGAGUCUUGAGGACCCCACAGCCUGCCCACCUGUCCCCAAGGACAGCAAGAGUGAGCCAGAGCCUCCUGAACCCAUGCAGACAGGAGACCUAGAUGAAUGCUUCUGCCCCUUUGCCAAUGCGCCUAUCUCCGAGGGCCAAGAGAGCCUGCUGUGCGAUAUGGAGGCCAUCCCGUUCAACCCUGUCCAGUCCUGGCUGAAACAUGAGAGCAACCAAGCGCUUCCGAGCCCUUUCUCCCCAGAUGGCUCCAGCCCUCUCUUGCAAAUGCCUGCUGAGUUCUUCCAUCCUGCUGUGUCUGCCAACCAGAAAGGGCAGGAACCAGGCAUGGGCACUGGGACCUUGCCCAAGAUCGCACUGCAGGGCUCCUGGGCAUCCCUGAGGUCGCCAAGUGUCAACUGCACCCUCCUGCGUCAGGCCACUGUCAGUGACACAUCUCUGGAAGCCAGCCCCAGCAGCUCAGCAGGCAGCCUGCAGACCACAUUGGAAGACAGCCUGACACUCAGCGACAGUCCCCGGCGUGCUCUGGGUCCACCUAUCCCCACACCAGGACCACGUACCGGCCUGUCGCCUACCACCCGGCGCCGUGUCAGUCUGCGUGGCCGUGGCCUCUUCAGCCUGCGUGGGCUCCGGACCCACCAGCGCAGCCACAGCAGCGGCGGCUCCACUAGCCCCGGCUGCACCCACCAUGACUCCAUGGACCCCUCGGAUGAGGAGGGCCGCGGGGGCACAGUUGGUGGGGGUGCAGGCAGCGAGCACUCCGAGACCCUUAGCAGCCUGUCGCUCACCUCGCUCUUCUGCCCACCACCCACACUGCCACCACCCGGUCUCACACCUGUCAGGAAGUUCAGCAGCACCAGCAGUCUGGCAGCUGGCUCGAGCCGUCCAGGCACCACUGCCCCAGCCCGAGGCCUGGCCCGGAGUCCCUCCUGGGCCGUGGACCGUAGCAAGGACCCGCCACACCAGGCCCAGCCCACCCCAGGCUUGGGCCCCUCAGCACCAGAGCCUCAGCCUCCUCCCGGGGAGCUGGAGUCCACUGAUGCUGCCAGCAAGAGGAAGAGAUGAGGGGCCGCAGGGGCUGUGGGGGACUUGCUUCCCGCUGUCCACCUGCCUGCCCCAUCUCGCCUUCUUUUACCUCAGGAGCCAGGGAGCAGACAGCAAUACUUUGUCCACACCUGGGAGUGGCAUAGGGGCCAGUCAGCGCCAGGCCACUGAGCUGGUGAUUGAGGACAGCCUGGGUUAGCAGAGGCUCAGCUGUGGCCCCAGCCGUGGCCUGUUCAGCGUUUAUGCAGAUAUAUACAUAUAUAUAUAUAUAUAUAGACAGACAUAUAUUUAUUUUUUUUACUGAGAGCUUAUGACUUCCAGAAAGUGCUAAAGUUGAAGAUGCAGGCCGGGGCCCAGACAAGGGUCUUGUCUAUUGCUUAGGACACAGGCCUACCCAGUGCAGAUGCCUCUGUGGUAGUUUUAGAUGUCUCCCUGUGUUGGGAGCAGCUUGGGAGGAUGCUCAGGGCCCAGUUGACAGGCCCAGGAGGAGAGAGGCAAUUCAGGGUGCACUUUUUUCCCUUUAAUGAAGAGACGCUGCUAAGAUCCCCCCACCUCCACCCAUGUGUCAGGGUGUCUGUCUUGUCCCUUUGACUAUUUCAUUGUUGUGAAGUUGUUUGUAGACAUCCCUGCCACGCCAACUCUUUUAGUUAGAUGAAUAGAUGUUCUCUUUAGAAAAAUCAGGGGUGAGUAGUCAUAUUUCUUAGAGCAGGGCUGGGGGACAGGGCAUUUCUAGGCUGGGCAGGAGCUCAGGUGUCAGGUAAAAUCUAGACCUCUGUAAGCAGUUUUGGGGGGGUAGUUUUAUCCCCAGAAAUGCCCCAAACAGGAGUAAUCAAUGCAAGAGAAAGGACAGAUGAAGGGAUUGGUGAUGCCUUCUGGUCCACACAGAUGCCCCAGGCUUGGGCAAUUGGUUGCAUAGGAAUUUACUGUCUUUUAUCCCCGAUGCGGGCCUCAAACCGCAGCCAUUCCUGGAUAUUAUGGUCACCCUCUCUGAGCAACUCUGCCUCUGCCCAGGGGAGUUUGGGAUUUCAGAAAAUCCUUAGCCUCCUUGCUGGUCACAGGACACCCACAUCCUCUGGCUCUUCUGCCCACCCCCAGGUAUGUCUCACUGUCUCAAGCUGCAGGUCAGGUCUUUCUAUGGUAGUGCUUCCCAAAUGAGUCCAGGACGGGUGGUUUUUUUUUUUUUGAAUAGUUAUCCAUUUAUUUCAGUAUUUAUUAGAAAAAAAUAUAUACAAUGAUCUCACAGGCUCAUUGCUUAGGUCCAGGCUAAGCUCUAAAGAGUAGGUGAGUUUGGUGUCAGCUUUGAGAAGAAUAGGGGUAUGCUGGUAGUGAUGGUCUGCAGACAGGGCAGGAGUGUGGGGUGCUCACCUGGAUUGCCAUGAGCUGAGGGUCCUGCUGAGUGGGGAAGUUUGUUCCUGCUCCCAAGCUCUGACUUCACAGAAGUUGGUUUCUAGCCAGGCUGGCGAGCAGCAGCUGGGUUCACAGGCUCUGGGGUCUUCCCGGCUGGCACAGGGGCCCUGGGGGUCUGGGUAACAGUGAAGUGAGGAGGAAAAGAAUGACAUACAAAGUCUUCCUUAGAGCUGAGGUGUGAGAAAGGGUUGCUAGGCCCCACACAUGGGGAAACUGAGGCUCUGAAAAAGUGAAGCUGCUGUGUGGUAGCCCUCAGGGCCCUGGCAGCUAAGGGCCCAGGGCAUCCAGAAGGGCCCUGGCCUGAACACCCGGCAUGUGCACCUACCUCCAUGUCUGGAAGGAGGGUGACUUGGUGUGGAGCUGGCGUUGUUGUAGCCAGGGUGUUCUUUCAGCUUCACCCGGAUGGUCUCUGAUACCAUCCAGCACCCUCUAUCUUUUGGGUCCAGUAUCCGUCUAUCUAGCUCAGUCUGCAGGGUGGCCAUAUGUGUGUGCUGCUGUUCAUGGCCCACUUUCUCCUUGUCCCUGGGCUCUGAGGCUGGGCCAGGAUGAUGUGCAGGCAUCUGUACCUUUGUUCUGGACUGCGAUCCCAGAACAAGCAGACAAUGUUGAAGAAGGUAUUCUAGGCAAAUGGACAGGCUUGAGCAAAGGCCCUGGCUGGGCAUAGCAGGGUGUUCAGAGAGGAUGAUUAGCUGAGCCUAGAGGCAGAAAGGCUAUGCCCAGGGUGGGUUUCUCUAGGGCCCCAAAGGCCAAACCUGGGCCUUGUUCCUAUGGGUGUCUGGGGACAAGGGAAGUUGUGAGCUACUGGCCAGGAUGAGCUGCAAUGGGCAGGGAUUGGGCAGAUGGCCCCUCCUCAACCCUGUGGCCAGGGGCUGUGGCCUCAGCCCAUGCCUGUCCAUCACCAAAGCACAAACUUCCCCAAUCCACAUGGGCCUGGCUGUGGGGAGAAUGGGGACCCAGGUGCCAACACUCUAAAACUGUUUAUUUGCCAGGCUACGUGGUGUGGAGGCUGGCGGGCACCACGGCAUCUAUAGAGAAGGGUCUGGAACCACACAGAGCCAGCCCUGGCCUCAUCCUGUCCUCUGCUCUGCCUUUUCCCCAGGCUGCCCCUCAGAGGAAGACGAAACAUGCACAGUACUAGCUGGUCUGCCUAUUCCCCAACAUCUAUCCCUUCUGGAGCUCACUGCUCCCAAGCUCACCUCCAGCCCCCCUUUGCUGUGCUGUGUAAGGGCUUGGGGUCUUAGAUGCUGCUGUUUAGCCCAGACACACAUACUCUCUUUUUCUGUCUUUGUGCAAUAAUCAGUGUCCCUGGCAGAGUGAGGGCCAAACUGGGGUCUGGAGAGGAGGCACAGGCCACCUUGUCCAGGAGGUCCCCAGCCCAGCUCUGCCACUGUGACUCUAGCACUCCCUGGUCACUGUACAGUUUCUACUAUGUGAACGAACUUCCCUCCUAGUUGCUGAAGGCGCUGGACCCUGCUGGCCCAGAUGGCCCGGGCGUAGAGAAAACAAGCUGCACCGCCAGCCAGCAUUGUUUUGAAUAAAACCCCA